AUGCAGACCACGACCAGGAACGGGGGUCUCAAAACAGAACUUAUCCCGACGUCGCUCCGCGUUCUUCUCACAUCGCUCGCGUUCCUGUACCACGCCGUAUUGGUUGCCACUUAUGAUACCGGCUACUUUCGCGAUGUCGGCAGACGCCAAGGCCCUUUCCCUGCCGAUUUCCAGCCUCACGAAGCUAUCGUGGCGGACAAAAUAUCUCCCUCGCCGUUCCAGAACGCCAACACCACGAAGUUUGCCGUUGACGGCAGUGCCAUCCCCGAGAUUGACUUCGACGUUGGCGAAUCAUAUUCUGGCCAGCUGCCUGUUGGCGGCGACAGCGACGGAAAUCUCUUCUUCUGGUUCUUUCCUACCGUGAACCCGGACAGGCCUAAGGAGAUUCUGCUUUGGCUCAACGGCGGACCUGGCUGCUCCUCCUUUGAAGGACUGAUGCAGGAAAACGGACCAAUCUCGUGGCAGCCAGGAACAAUCAAGCCUGUUCGCAACGUCUGGAGCUGGCAUAGAUUGACCAAUGUGGUCUGGGUCGAGCAGCCCGUUGGCACUGGCUUCUCUACCGGAAAGGUCACGGCGAAGGACGAGGAUGACGUCGCCAAGCAGUUUAUGGGCUUCUGGAAGAACUUUAUCGAUACGUUCAGCAUGCAGGGCUACAAGGUGUACAUCACGGGCGAGUCUUAUGCCGGCAUGUAUUGCCCGUACAUUGCGAGCAACUUCCUCGACGCCAACGAGACCACCCCCGGGUACUUCGACGUCCAAGGCAUGCUGAUCUACGACCCUGCCAUUGCCUACCUCGACCUCCUUACCGUAGUCCCGAUGGCGUCCAUGGUGAAGUACUGGGGAAAUGCCCUGCCGCUGAACGAGACGGCCCGAGCCGGCCUGGAAAACAUGAGCGCCGCGUGCGGUUUCGAUGCCUACAUGGACAAAUAUUUGACCUUCCCGCCGCCUGGCCCUCAGGGUGACUUCUGGUCCCUGUACCCCGAGGGCAGCAUCCGCUCCUGCCAGACGAGCCUCUACGUCGAGAAGGCCGUUUUCGAGAUCAACCCGGCCUUCAACAUCUACCAGCUGACCCAGCUGUCGCCCAUUCUCUACGACCCGCUGGGGUUCUCCAACCAGCCCAGAGGCAACACCAGCGACGUCUUCUUCAACCGGCGCGACGUGAAGGAGGCGCUGCACGCGCCGCUGGACGUGGAGUGGGCCGAGUGCGGCGGGCCCGUGUUUGCCGGCGCCGACGACGACGACCUAUCGGACCCGUCGGUGGUGCGCGCGCUGCCCAGCGUCAUCGACCGCACCAAGAACGUCAUAAUCGCCCACGGCGCCCAGGACCUCGUCCUGCUGGCCAACGGCACCCUGCUCGCCAUCCAGAACAUGACCUGGGGCGGCAAGCUGGGCUUCCAGACCCCGCCCCGCGAUCCCCUCUUCGUCCCCUACCACGACGCCGGCUACGGCCCCGGCCGCGUCGCUGGCUCGGGUGUAUUGGGGACGACACACACGGAGCGCGGGCUGACGUGGAACUUGGUCUUGAUGACUGGCCAUCAGGUUCCCGCGUGGCAGCCGGCGGUCGCGUUCCGACAGGCCGAGUUCCUGCUCGGCCGCAUCAAAAGUCUCAACAGCACGCAACCCUUUACCAUCUUCCCGCAGACCCCGCAGCCAGACGCCGGCGUGCUGGGCCAGGGCUUAGGCAUCACCCUGGCGGCUGAGGCGGCACGCCUGCUCAAUCUUCCACUGGCGCGCAUCAUCGAGCAGCGGUAUUGCAACCAAUACUACCACGACCAUGAACCCUCUGUUGUCGGGCCUAAUGGCAAUGUAAAGGAGCGGCUUUGCAAGAUUAGGCCCAUCCAGAGCUAG
Lasiosphaeria miniovina is the source of this 1848-nucleotide messenger RNA. RefSeq names its product Alpha/Beta hydrolase protein. NCBI's taxonomy places the organism in Eukaryota, Fungi, Ascomycota, Sordariomycetes, Sordariales, Lasiosphaeriaceae. The coding region runs from base 1 to 1848 and encodes 615 amino acids. The transcript has 6 exons. The record is from RefSeq and is a predicted model, not a curated record. Gene Ontology annotation, biological process: proteolysis. Gene Ontology annotation, molecular function: serine-type carboxypeptidase activity.